AUGUUAUGGCUCCAGUUGCCUGAUGCACCCAUUCAAUCAUUUGCGAAUUUCGCUGAAAUCGUAGUUACUCUCCUGACGACUCAUUGGAUACAUUUGGAUUCUUUGACUGAGUCGAUGUGUAAUGAUGGUCAACCUGAAGCUCCUGGCCAACCUGGAGCGCCUGGAACUAAAGGAUCAGGAUUGCCCGGACCUCUCGAUCCACCAGGGUCAGUGGGAUCGCCUGGACAACAAGGUCAAGACGGGAAUGCUGCUGGAACAGGCCUUCCAUGA
Messenger RNA from Haemonchus placei, 270 nucleotides. NCBI's taxonomy places the organism in Eukaryota, Metazoa, Nematoda, Chromadorea, Rhabditida, Trichostrongylidae. The record is from the annotation of a GenBank genome assembly.